AUGACAGCCGAGUAUCGUCGACGCGGCCUGCAAGACUCGGCCAUCUCGCUCGAUGCCGUCCUCACUCCCAGCAGCGACGUGGCCGCCGAUCCCAGUUCCGCCGGCGAUGCAACCAUUCCAACAUCGCCACGUGCCCACUGUACGGAGAGUGCUGGAGAAAGCGGCCAAGCGGAAAAGGAUGCGCCCUCCAAUUCGGUUCAUUCUCCACUACCUCGAAGUGAGACUCGGUCCACCCGUUCCACCUCGACAACGUCCCGAAAUUCCAACCGACUGUCGUUGACGCUGCCAAUCGCCCCGCCCGACAGUGCGCCGUCUAGGCCUACGCCAUCUUCGUCGGUCCCGCCCACUCCUAUCGAGAUGUCGGCCCUCAGUUCGCCCACCGACCCGAAUGACUUCAUCAUCGCCAUCGCCGCCCAGGAUCGCCGGGUGCUGGUGCUUCGUGAAGAGUUAGCCCAAGCGGAAAUCGAGCUUAAGAGGCUGAAGAAGCAAUGGGAGUCCUACGAAGCUUACAAGAGGCGAGCGCCCACCCGAAACUUCAAUCCCCAUCAACCAAUGUCCCCCUUGCUAGACGGACAACGGGGCGGCGACCUCGGUUCGACAAGAUUUGCCAGCGAGCUGGAGCGCAGGAAAGCCAUCUUACGCGCCCAAAGCCAGGCGACCCCCCGCGACAGCAAGAGGACAAUUAUCUCGGGCGGGCACACGCGUACCCUCUCCCUGCUCUCGCCGACGAGAUCCACCAGCGGGGACCCUGAUGAGCGUCGGUCCGUCGACCUCUAUCCUAGCUCUCCCGCGCUUCCCAGUCCAGCUCUGCUGAGCAAGCGUGCUACCUGGGCCCCUCGCCAGAGUCAGCCAACGAACGGCAUGAAGCAAAUCGCAAAUGACUUUAAGCAAGGUCUGUGGACGUUCGUCGAAGACCUGAGGCAAGUCACCAUCGGCGACGAAGCGAUUUCAGGACUAUCGAACCGCACCAGCGACAUGGGUUCACGUCCAGGAAGAAUCGAGGGCGACCAAGAUACCAUCCGUGCGUCCGCGACGAGCCGUGGUCAGAUCCCCGUGCAGUCCGACUCAGAUUCGGCCGAGACGCCUAGCAGAUCGUCCACCGGUAGCUUCAGCGACCGCUACCAGCAUAGACGCACCUCUUCAAAGCCAGAGCCCAAGGCCAAGAAACGCUUCUCGUGGACGCCCCUCACGUACGACAACUUCGACGACGAAGAUUGGUCGAAUUGGGACACGCCGAACGUCAAGACCGCUCGGUGGAGCGGCAGCACGGUGAACGGCGACAUCAUCCCGGCUAUCCCGGAGAGGGCUGCUGAAAGCGAGGGAACACUGAGACGGAAACCGUCCCGAAGUGAGCUCCGGUCUCCGUCCCCGCAGACCCCGAGCAAACUUGAGCUCCCUCAGGCCAUCCUCAGCCGCCUCACGCCCCUCACGCCGGGCAACAUCAUCAAGGAGUGGGAAAAGAGCCUGUCUCCACCGGCAGAAUCGACGUCGUUCUGA
Messenger RNA from Durotheca rogersii, 1497 nucleotides. RefSeq lists its product as uncharacterized. The record is from RefSeq and is a predicted model, not a curated record. The transcript is spliced from 2 exons. Bases 1 to 1497 code for a protein of 498 amino acids. Lineage: Eukaryota; Fungi; Ascomycota; Sordariomycetes; Xylariales; Xylariaceae.